AUGGGCGAACCGCAAUACCUCACCUUCCCCAAGCUGGCCCUGGCCCAGAGCGUCUUCUCGCUUGCCUCACCAUCCACCGAUGCCCAGGCAAAGCAAGCUGCCCUGACCGCACUGCAAGAUGGCAUCAAGGAGAACAAGAUGGCUCCUCUCUACGCCUACCUGGCACACCCUCAGUCCGGGAAGCUGAAUGCUGCAGGCGAAGGCAGCGCUGUUCUCUCGCCCACCAUCAGCCGCGCCAACACUAACUCGACCGCUCCAUCGCCCUUACAUAUGCUGAGGAGAACGAGCAGCAUCAACGCUCCGUCGAUCGUGGGUGUGCUGGGUGGCAAGACAGACACCACGGUUGAGCUCCCUUGGGAUGAGGCGCUGUACGAGAGCCUGCGCAGUGACAACGAGAAGGAGCUGGCUGAGAUUCAGAAAGAGGAGGAUGAGGCCGUCGAGCAGGCAGGAGAGACGGAGGUGCAGACCGCACGAGGGAAGAGGGCCGAGUUCUACGCCAAGGUCGGUGACAAGGACAAGGCGUUGGAGGAGUUUGAGAAGCUGUUGGACAAGACGAGCAUUCUGGGCACAAAGAUCGACAUCGUUCUUGCCAUCAUCCGCGUAGGGCUGUUCUUCGACGACAAGCUCCUUGUGAAGAAGAACGUGGACCGAGCACAGCAGUUGGUGGAGAGCGGUGGUGACUGGGACAGGCGCAAUCGUCUCAAGGCCUACCAAGGCCUGCACCUGCUCACAAUCCGCGCACACAACCUGGCUGCACCGCUGCUCCUCGACUCCCUCUCCACAUUCACCUCCACCGAGCUGUGUUCAUACAGCAAUCUCGUCACCUACGCCACACUGGCAGGCUCUGUCUCCCUCCCUCGCCGCGACUUCAAAUCCAAGGUUGUGGACGCUCCUGAGGUACGCGCAGUCUUUGGCAGUGGCAGCGAGUCGGAUCGUCUCGCCGCGCUCGGUGGUGCAGCGUCAGCAGGUCCAGGUGCUGAUGAGGAUACCAUGAACAUCGACUCGACUGCAACACCACAACCUACCGCUGUCAACCUCACUACUCUUGCAUCAGGCUCUGCUUCUGCCGAAGCUCAAGCCAAGGCCGAACCAAAGGUCGACUUCCGCCCUCUGGCCAACAUGAUUCAAAGCCUGUACUCGGGCAACUACUCGGGUUUCUUCACCGCGCUGGCUGCUGUUGAGCAGAACUUCCUAUCAAAGGAUCGAUACCUGUACGAGCACAAGGGCUGGUAUGUGCGUGAGAUGAGAUUGCGAGCGUAUGCGCAGCUGCUGCAGAGCUACAAGGUCGUUGGUCUGGAGAGCAUGGCCAGCAGCUUUGGAGUGAGCGUGGACUGGCUGGACAAGGACUUGGCUCCGUUCAUUGCCAGCCAGCGGUUACCAUGCACGAUUGAUCGUGUGAGAGGUAUCAUCGAGACACAGCGGGCGGAUGACAAGAACAAGCAGUACAACGACGUCGUCAAGCAGGGUGAUCAGCUCAUCACCAAGCUGCAGAAGUACGGCCAGGUCGUCCGUCUGCGAGGAAGCGAGCGCAGCUAG
Molecule: messenger RNA, 1536 nt
Organism: Zasmidium cellare ATCC 36951
Lineage: Eukaryota; Fungi; Ascomycota; Dothideomycetes; Mycosphaerellales; Mycosphaerellaceae
Exons: 2
Coding region: 1-1536 (511 amino acids)
Biological process (GO): proteasome-mediated ubiquitin-dependent protein catabolic process
Cellular component (GO): proteasome regulatory particle
Source: RefSeq, a predicted model, not a curated record